Messenger RNA from Hydra vulgaris (swiftwater hydra), 1791 nucleotides. RefSeq names its product growth/differentiation factor 8. Gene Ontology annotation, cellular component: extracellular region. Lineage: Eukaryota; Metazoa; Cnidaria; Hydrozoa; Anthoathecata; Hydridae. Gene Ontology annotation, molecular function: growth factor activity; cytokine activity. The record is from RefSeq and is a predicted model, not a curated record.
AGAUAGCGCCAGGUUUGACAUAUUUGAUACUUAAUAAACAGCUGACGUAAACCAAUUUUCAAAUUAAUACUCCAAUACUCAAAAGAGGAGUUUUAGAGAAUCUUUACGCCUUCCAAAAUAUACGGGAAACAAACCUUGAACUUUGUAUAUACCAAGUUAUAGAAAUAUUAGUCGAUGGUACUUUGAAAAAGCAUUUUGUCACAAGAUAUACUUGACUUAUAUUUUUCUUGUGUUCUUCAUCUUUUAGUUAAUAAACAUGUAUUUCCAACGGAAUAAAGAAAUUUAAAUGUUUUAAAACAAAAUAUCAAUUUUUUUUUUACAUGUUUACAAUCGUCUAAGUCAAUCUUUACAACAAGACAAUAAUAAAUAAAUAAAAAAACAACAAAAUAAACAAAACCGUAAUGCUAAAACAAGCUAAGCAAGGUUUAAUAAUUCUUGGCGUUUUUAUUUACAAACCAAGUUGACAAGCAAAUCUUGAAUAUGUCAAAACAUUGAAUGUUAUUUUAGUUUUACAUGCAAACUCUAUAAAUAAGAAAAGUUGGUAAUUGAAAUCCAUUUCUUGGAUCAACUUUGUCUCCUUGUUAGCAUUGGACUUAAAAUGGAAACAGCGUUUUAUUACUUUCUGCUGCUACUUACUGUAAAAGAAAACUGGGGACGAUCAAUUCCUGAUCAUGAAACAAAAUGGGAAAAACAAUAUGCGAUAGAAAUAAAGUUAAAUAUAUUAAAGCAGCUCCAAAUGUUUGAAAGUCCAAAACAGAGCAAUAUUACUCAAAUAUAUCCGCAGUCAUUAAAAGAAAGAUUAUUUGAUGACGAACAAGAAGAAGUAACUCAACUCAUAUUUUUAGCAAAAAUAGAUCAACAAUACCCGUCUCCACAGAUUACCGUUAUCGAAGAACAUAGUCCUAUCGAACCGGAUUCUAUAAUAACAUUAGCUAAAAUGUCAGUUUUUAUAACACCAACCAUAGGAGAUUCAGACUUCUUUCCUAUUUUAAUAAAAGAAAAUAACAUUUUAAUAUCAAGUGUAUCUAUAUCAAAAGAGCAUGUUGGCUGGAUUGACAUUGAUAUUACUGUAGCAUUUCAAAAGUGGGCUAAAUACCCUAAAAACGGUUUAAAAUCGCUUUCUUUGUUUUGCAGUAGUUGUAACAACCAGCAUAUUAAUAUAUCCAGUGAAAAGCAACACACUCCUUAUUUUCUUGUACAUGUCAUAAAAAGAAAAUUACCACGGCAACGAAGAAACUUCUGGACGUGCAACGAAGAUGCCAGUUGCUGUUCGCGUCCUUUUUAUGUCAGUUUUCAAGAUUUAAAAUGGAAUUGGGUGCUGUCACCAAAAGGAUUUUGGACAAAUAAAUGUAUGGGUAAAUGUAAGGAUGGAAAUUUAAAUAACAGUGGUUGUUGUGCUCCAAAAUCAUUUGGUUCAAUAACAAUGUUUUAUCACAACGGUGAUUAUAUUUUGUAUGGUAAAAAAAUUGAAAAUAUCGUAACAAAGGACUGCGGCUGUCUUUAAUAAAAUGAAAUAACAAUGAUGAUAAACAAGAUGUUUUUAAAGAUUCAUAUUUUGACAAAUACUAUAUCCAUAUACACAUCGAUUAUACGCUUGCAUUCACACAUCCAUUAAAAAGUUGCAUCUUAAAGAAAGUAGAUUUCAAAAGUUCUGAAUAAAUGUUUUAUUUGAACUAUAAAUAUAUUUAUAAAUGUAAGCAUUAAUAAUUUAUCUUUACAAAGAAUAUGAUUUUUACUUUAUUUGGUAAGUGUAAAACUAAUAUUAGCAAAGAAUGACAUGACUAAUUUCAA